Effrenium voratum is the source of this 1784-nucleotide messenger RNA. The record is from the annotation of a GenBank genome assembly. NCBI's taxonomy places the organism in Eukaryota, Dinophyceae, Suessiales, Symbiodiniaceae.
CCCAUAUCGCAAGGGAGCAAGGCGGUGCGAGCGGCCCCAACAGCGACAUCACGAGGCAACGACGGCGACGAGUUGAAAGGUGCGAAUUCACAUGCCCAGCAGUUCCGUGCGCCAUGCCGCCCAUUUCGCAGGCCUGCGUUGGGUUCCGCCCGGUGGUCCCUCUCCGUCCCAGCUCUCCGACUGCGAUGCCGCUCUCACAGAAGGCGCAUGCGAGAAUCCAGCAGACCUCGGCAUCUCCUCCUAGGAACCUUCAGUGCCGGCCGCAGCCAUACCCAGCAGCUUUCUCGCUCCACGCUUCGCCUUUGCGAAGACAGGAGCACACUGCACGUGCCGGGCGUGAGCGCGGGAACGCGACUCCUCGCAGCCAGCUGCGCGAGUGGCUCACGCAGCGCAUCCAAGCGGUUCAGACCGAGAUCUCUGAGUUCCAGACCACCAGGCUUCAGCCUCCCAGCGGCAGCGCCCGCACUUCGCCCUGCCGCGCAGCGAAGGCACAUGCCAGUUUGGCUGUACCUCCGCGAGCUGCGAGGUCAGCAUCACCGCCGGGCCUUCCGCAAUCACUGCUGAAGGCAAGCUCUCCUGGACCGCGUGUGAGCAUGGCCCGACGGCCAGCAAGUUCGUCACCUCCGAGAAAAGACGUGAAGGUGACCAUCGCGGUGACAGCCGCAGCGAGAUUCAGAGGGAGAAGGCCGAGCCAGACGUCGCUCGGAGAGGAGACGGCAGUGCGCCGACUGCAGCGAUUCAUCCGGAGGCGCCGUCAGGUUCGCAGGGAGGCCGCCAAGCGAGAGGUCACCAGGGCAACGACAAUGGCUGGCACAGCUCCAAGAGAGUGCGAGGUGGUGAGCCUGAGCGACUCGCCGAGAGUAGAAGUGCUCCAGAGUGCCCGGCUGGAGGCACCAGAAUUGGAGGUGGAGGCAGUGCGCCUGCGGAUGGAGGUGCUGCAUGGAAGGCUUGCGUGCACGCAUCAUGCGGCCUGUCGAAUUCAGCGAGCUUGGAGGAUCUCGCAGUGGCGCAGGAGCUUUGUGGACUUCUCCCGGCACCAGAUUGGUUGGCUGGGGAGCCUCAGCUGGCUGAGACGGCAUCAUUUUCUGUAUGGCAAUGAGCUGGCGGACAGCGAAGAUGUCAGGUGGUGGCUGAAGCAGCGGCAAGAAGCCCCGUUGGAUCGUCAGGUUGACCCAUGGGGCUUCUACAUGCUGCAGGAGCACUUGUCGCGAUCCUGGCAGAGGCCCACCAGAGCCUCCAGGUCUUCGACCCGUUCCGGCCCGACGAUUUCCGGGCCUUCAUCCAGGACGAAGCAGAGCCAGGCGCAGCUCAACGCCUCUGCGAAGCGGGUCUCGGCAGCAUCCACCAGCUCUCUGCACCAGGCGACCAAGUUGCAGGACUCGAAAGUUCACGAGAUACGUCGAACCUGUCAAGUAACAAAUGCAAUGACUUGGACGCAGGGCGGGCUUCAAAGGGCUGGGAGGAAUUCACGUUUGAGUCACCCGUGUUUGUUUUCCUCUCCACCAAAUUCAUCUUCCAAUCCAAUGCGAAGGUGCGGGUCAGGGCCAAUGGUAAGUCGAGCUCACAGGACGUCGCAGACGAUCCUGCGAUCUGGCUCGGGACCAUUGCUGCAGCGUCAGCGAUAGGCCAUUGCCCUCCUGAGACGUCCAAAGCAAUCUGACGCCUUAGGGAAAUCGGUAAAUGCAUUCUCACCAUCGACUAGUUCUUGAAUGGGAUUCCUGAUGUCAAUCAAACAAAGUCAAUUUCCAUGCAUACCCUAAUGCGUCGGCGGAACUGGGGGGGGC